This is a messenger RNA of Prorocentrum cordatum, 3947 nucleotides long. The record is from the annotation of a GenBank genome assembly. NCBI's taxonomy places the organism in Eukaryota, Dinophyceae, Prorocentrales, Prorocentraceae.
GCGGGGACGUCUGCGCAACGCACCUGCACUCCGCGGCAGCCCCAGCCGCCGCAGCUGCCCCAGCUGCCGCAGGUGCCCCAGCCGCCGCAGGUGCCCCAGCCGCUGGGGACCCCGCUGGCGACGGCAGUGGUGUAACCCAGGACGCCGAGCGCCUCGGCAUCGACGACGACGACGGGGACGUCGACGGCAGCAUCGACAUCGAUGAGGUCGGGGCCGUCGCGCUGGCGGGGCCGUCAGCACCAGCCCCAGGCGCCCUGGGCAGGGCUGCCCCAGGAGUGGCCGCCACUCCCCCUCCUCCCCCCGCGGCGGCCGCGGCGCCGGCGGAGCUUGGGGCCACCCUCUUGCAGAACCUCGUGGAGGCCACAAUCCAGCAGAACGUGCAGCUGAUCAGCGCUGCCCGGGUCAGCGAGGGCGGUCCUGGAUCCGCCAUCGCCACCACCAGCGUCCGCGAUUGGGCUUCGUUGCGGGCCUUGCUCGAGACCCUGGCGUACAAGCCACAGGCGCAGUGCCCCUGGCGCCGGCUGGGCUUCGCGCCCCUGGAGGGCCCUGAACCGACCCUGCACGGGCUCGAGGCUCGAUUGCGCACGGCCCGCCUGCUGUGCUCAGUCUCGCAAGCACCGUCGUGGACCCCUCCAGAUCGCGCUCAAGCGGACGGCGCCCUGCAGAACCUCAUCGCCGCGCUGCGCCAGUGCAGCGAGUUGCUCCCUGAGGUCGCGAAGGAGCGUCGACGCCAGCGACCCUCUGCCCUCCCACUAUGGCAGGAGCUUGGCACGCAGGCGCUCGAGCUCAUCCGCGCCUCGGCCCUUUCUGAUACAGAGGUGGUGCUCACGCAGUGGUCAGAUUUGCUGCUGCCCACGGCAGAGGCCCAGGGAAUACAUGGCGGCACGUUGGCACUCGACCAAAGUCGCCACCUCGCGGCACUUGCAGCCAAGGGCGAUGGGCGGCUAUACGCUGAUCUGGGAGGCCGCCCAGCGGUCCUUUGGGCCCCCACGGACAGCGCAGCAUUGGGACGCCUCCUCUCCGCGUACACGAGGAUCUCCGCAGCGCCAGGCGGCCCGCCAUAUCUCCGCCUCGUGGCCCCUCUGGAGCUCUUCCGGGGCUGCCACACGCCAGAGGCCAUCCAGGAUCUGUGGUGGCAUCCACUUCUCGGUGAGAGUCGGGCUCCCCUCACCAAGCGGGUAGAGUAUUCCGUAACGCCCCACGCCAUGAUCCUCCCCGGCCUGCAUGGGCCGCGCCACGAAUUCCACGGCAUCGCCAUCUUCACAGUGGCAGCGGCUAUGCCGCGACGCCCGCCGAUGGUGCUGCCAGCCGCAGCUCCCGUGCUGCACGUGGAGGCGGCGCCGAGCUACUUGCUGGACUUCCCAGCGGACGCACUCCACCAGGUGCUUCGACUGCUGGGUGACACCAACUUGCAACAUGUCAGAGCCGGCGCUCCCCGGCGCAGCUUGCUUUCCACCACGGAGAGCAAGCGCCUCAGCAUGGAGUGGACGUUCCCGCCCACAGUGACCCCGCUGGAGCUGGAGCUUCUUUGGCGCCUCCUCCGCCGGACGUCCCUGCCUCAAGGGGCCUUCUUCGGCUCGACGGCCAUGUUCGCGGACGAGUCCACGCUCAUCUGCGAAUUCACGGGCGCCGGGGCUGCGCUGCACGCCUGGGGGCUGAGCACGCAGAUGGUCCCACUCCGUUCGGACAAGGUGCUGCUGCUCACGGACGCGGAGCCCGACACGUGGAAGCCAGCGAUGACCCAGCUCAUGCAGCAGGACGUUCAGAACGCCAUCCUCCGCCUGAAGUACCGCCCCUCGCGCCACGGCGGGCGCCCUUGGGCCCUCCCGGGCGCCACCCAGGCGCAGCUGACAGCUGCCAGGAGGACGAAAGGAGGCAGGGCAGGACAGGUAGCACCCAUGAGCAACAUCACGGAGAUCCAUGUGGAGGGCUCCUUGGGCUACGACGUGAUGGGGGUGUAUCGGCAGUUGGUGGCGCACAUCAUGCAGACGCUCGGCAUCACCCUGAGAGAGGCCAGCACGAGCAGUCCCGCUGGGCCUGGAUGCUGGCAUUACCCGGCGGCCUCGGACCCCACCGCACCGCCUGGACGGCUACGAUUGUAUCUCGCCUCCGAAGCCGAGGUGCGAGACGUCCGCCAGGCCCUGCACGGACGAUCCCUCCAGGUGGGCAUGGACAGGCGCACGCUGCGGAGCCGGGCCGGGGCAGAUCGGACGAUCAAGGACGUAUUCUACCUCCUCUCCCCCCUCUUCCUCAUCAUGAUUUUUGUGAUCCUCGGGAUGGGCAUGGGCAUCAACAUGAAGAUAUUCCUCACUCUCUGCGGGUCCGGGCUCGGCUACGUCGUGGGCGCACUGUCGCUGGCCACAUGGAACGCGCAGGCCUUGUUCGCUGCGGACCCGGGCCGGCUCCGUGCCAAGACGCGGCACGUGGAGAUCUUACGCGUCGGGAUCAUCGUGCAAAACCGUUUUCUCAAUCAGUUCCCAGAGCGUGAUUGGAUUGAGAUUGAAGCCGGCCGCGCAGCAGCGCUCCGCCUGGGCGGCCCUCAGGGGUCCUUGGAUAUGAUUGUCGUGUACUUCCCGACGGGCUCCGCCCAGGCGCUGCAGGUGAGCGCGCUCACGGUCAUCGCCGGCGACUUCAAUUGGGUCGUGGAGGACGCUGACCGGGUGACUCUACGCUCAGGGCGCCACUCUGGAAGGCGCGAUCGUGCCGAGGAACGCCACUGGCAGCAGACAGCGCUCCAGCCAUUCUCGUUACAUGAGCUCCACCAGCCCGCGCAGACGCACCGCAGCGGCACCGCGACGUCGCGGCUCGACAGGAUCUACUGGAACCAGGAGGCGGCGGAGCAGCUCGAUCGAGACAUUUAUGCGGUCGCACUGGAAUGGGUCCCGGGGCUAUCGCACCACCGAGCCGCGGCCGCAGGUCGCAGGCUGCCCUCUCGCGCCGCGGCGGCCGACAGGCCCAUCGCGCCGGAGAUAAUCCAGCAUGCAGACUGGGCUUACCGCGUCACACUUGCGUUCCAGGAGCGCGCGGCGGCUGAGCCCGAAGCUUCGCCUCUUCGCCGUCUGGCCUUGCUCAAGGAAGCGAUGAAGGCAGUCGCAGCGGCACUGGCCAGGCAGAUGGCGCACGGGCACCCGGCCGAGGCUACAGAAGACCGGGUUGGGGUCACGAUGCAAUUUCUGCGGGCUGCCGAGGGCGGCCAUUUGGGGCGCAUCAGUCGCUGCCUGGAGCGAUACCCACAUUUGGCCCAGCUGGUAAACAACCCCUACUCGCCUCAGCUGCGCGCGGCAGGCCGCCUGCAGGCGGUUCGGGAUCAUGCAAUGGAGCUGGCUCGCGAGCACGCGUUGGAAGAGCUGCGCCGGCUCCGGGCGGACUUGCCAACUUUGGACGCCCACCAAGCAGCCGUACGACGCAGUCGGAACUGGCAGCUGCUGGCGAGGUUGGCGCCUGGGCGCUGCCGGUCCCUUGCCGCCGUGCUGAAUCGCGCGGGCGAGGUGGUCACGAGCCCUGCAGCAAUGGCAGACGCUCUGAGGGAUCACUGGAGAACGACCUUCCGCGCGCGACCCCUGGACACACGUCUCCGCCGGCAGUGGCUGCUCGACGAGCGGCGCGCCCGGGCGGAGCGCGGAGGCCCGUCGCCUCCGCCGGUCGAGGACCCGCGAUGGCGCCUCCAAUUGAGCGACGUGCAGGAAGCGCUGGACUCCGCGCCGUCGACCGCGCCUGGCCCAGACGGGCUACCGUUCGCAGCGUGGAAGCGACUCGGCCCCCUGGCUGCGGACGUCCUGCACAGCGCCUACGGCCAGCUCUGCAGCCCGGGGGCAAACGAGGCCAUCGUGCGGGACCUCCCGAGCUACAACGACAGCCUGAUGGUCUUCCUGCCGAAAGCGGCGACAGGCGCGGGGGCCGACGGGACGCCGCACUACGCGCCGGGCGACACUCGCCCUCUGAGCCUC